AGUUGUCUAUGAUAUUUGAUGUUCUAUGGUAAAUAUCUUUGAGGUUAACGUUUUCAAAUUAAAAACUUGAUCUAAUCAGUUUUUAUGAUAACAAAAAUUAUAUUACAAAAUGAGUAUUCUAAUAUAUAUGUUGAAGAACGUAAUCAAAUCAUCUUAUACAGAAAAUAUAUUUAGAACUUUAGCAUCAGAUACUACUAAUAAACCGAUAAGUCCUAGACUAAAAGAAUUUAGGGAAAAACUAAAGCAGACACCACCAAGUGCGCCAUCAUCAUUGCCGACAGAUGUACAUCCUGAUCAAGAUAAAAAUCCUUUUCCUUCGUUUCCCAAUAAUACUAAUCCAGAUACUGGAGAAGUAAAUGGACCAAAAGGCCCAGAACCAACAAGGUAUGGAGACUGGGAGCGUAAAGGAAGAGUAAGCGAUUUUUAAUCUUAAAUGUGCAUAUUACAGAAAAAUAGUAAAAAUUGUGAAAAUAUUAGGAUGUUUACGAAUAAUCCAAUUUUCUAUGUGCCUAUUUGCUAAGUGAAGAAGAUAUUGAAACUAAA
This is a messenger RNA of Coccinella septempunctata (seven-spotted ladybird), 543 nucleotides long. RefSeq names its product succinate dehydrogenase assembly factor 4, mitochondrial-like. The coding region runs from base 110 to 427 and encodes 105 amino acids. Lineage: Eukaryota; Metazoa; Arthropoda; Insecta; Coleoptera; Coccinellidae. Gene Ontology annotation, cellular component: mitochondrion. Gene Ontology annotation, biological process: mitochondrial respiratory chain complex II assembly. The transcript is spliced from 2 exons. The record is from RefSeq and is a predicted model, not a curated record.